AUGGAGGACUUUGGAUCUCAGCACAACGGUGUUUUAAACUCGGUAGACGAUGGGAUAUCCAAUUCGGAAGCCAGGAUCAGGGUAUUGGAGCAGGAGAAGGUGAUACUCACACGCCAAGCUGAAGAAGUCCUAGCUACCCUGGCUGGGAAGCAUCGGGCGCAAUGCAAGAAGGCAAAGCGACUUGAGAGCCGUCUUUGCAAGGAGGCGACAUUGGCCAAGGAGAAUGCGGAAGAGGCCGAGCGCUUCAAGCAUAAAUUUUCCGAACUGCGCGAUUUGCUUGAUUCCGAGCGGGUGCCAAAGGAGGACGAACUGGACCAUCUCAGAGGCAAGGUGCAAGAACUCGAACAGGCGCAUACUCCGAGUGCUUGCCACCGGGCUUCUCAGACUGAUUCAGGUGUUGAUACUUCCUAUGUUUGUGCUCGUUGUCAACAAGAACGUGACACAACAUGUGUCGAUAUCGAGCCAAGCCAUUCGAGGAAGGUUUCGGGGCCUCGAGAGGACUCAGAUGUCGGACGAGAGACGCCAGGAGCGCCCUAUUCUGUCAAAAAGGGACAAUUGUCUUAUACAAUUGGCCAGGAUGAACAGUUUUAUACUGAGGCAAAGGGACAAAUCUCGCAACUAGAGAAAGCCUUAGCAGACAAAGAUGCCCGAUACAGAGAGACCCAAAUUUCUCUGGAGCAAGCCGCAGAAAGGCGUCUUCAGGAGCAGCGACAACGCUUCGAAGAUAUCAUUGAAGAAAAGAUGGCGGCUCACCGCAAGGAGCUAUUAGAAACCCAGCAACAGGCGGAGGAGUACUUCCUGGAACUGAGCGAGCGGCACGCAGAUGAGUGCGAGGCCCUCUUACAAGAUGGAAAGCAACUUGAAGAAAAAUAUGGCAAGUUACUGCAAGAAUACAACCAGACUGAGAUCAAGAAGCAAUAUCGAGAGGAGGACCCUGAGCGCGAACACCACUUCCAAACCGACGCCAUGGAGAAGAUGCACAAAGCAGAAGGUGAUAAUCGAAAGAGCGAAAGAAUCAAGACCGUGGCGAACACAAUCAACAAGAUCCAAAACUACAGGAGAACAUAUGUCGCCAAGAAGAGCAAUGAGAUCCAGCCAGAGAAGCACAUUGCAAUCUGCGAGUGA
Messenger RNA from Emericellopsis atlantica, 1125 nucleotides. RefSeq lists its product as uncharacterized. The record is from RefSeq and is a predicted model, not a curated record. Lineage: Eukaryota; Fungi; Ascomycota; Sordariomycetes; Hypocreales; Bionectriaceae. Bases 1 to 1125 code for a protein of 374 amino acids. The transcript has 2 exons.